Molecule: messenger RNA, 1231 nt
Organism: Melospiza georgiana
Lineage: Eukaryota; Metazoa; Chordata; Aves; Passeriformes; Passerellidae
Gene: EMX2
Product: empty spiracles homeobox 2
Exons: 4
Coding region: 175-918 (247 amino acids)
Biological process (GO): regulation of DNA-templated transcription; brain development; neuron differentiation
Molecular function (GO): DNA-binding transcription factor activity, RNA polymerase II-specific; DNA binding
Source: RefSeq, a predicted model, not a curated record
AGGAGGACGAGCCGUUCUCUCACCGGGACGGAACCUUUCCCAAGCGGGGCAUCCCUCCCUGACGCCCCGGGGCCGACCAAGUCACUCCCUGCUGCAAACUUCCCCGGAUCGUCUCCCGCGCACCAGAGAGAGACGGGCAGAGAUUGGGUCGGGGACUCUCGUCGCGGCAGCAGCAUGUUUCAGCCCACACCCAAGCGGUGUUUCACCAUCGAGUCGCUGGUGGCCAAAGACAGCCCCUUGCCCGCGUCUCGCUCCGAGGAUCCUAUCCGGCCGGCGGCGCUCAGCUAUGCCAAUUCCAGCCCGAUGAACCCUUUUCUCAACGGCUUCCACUCCACUGGCAGGGGGGUCUACUCCAACCCGGACUUGGUCUUUGCAGAGGCCGUCUCGCACCCGCCGAACCCGGCCGUGCCGGUCCAUCCCGUGCCCCCUCCUCACGCCCUGGCCGCCCACCCGCUGCCUGCCUCGCACUCCACGCACCCGCUCUUCGCCUCGCAGCAAAGGGACCCCUCCACCUUCUACCCGUGGCUAAUACACCGCUACCGGUAUCUGGGCCACAGGUUCCAAGGGAAUGAAACCAGCCCGGAGAGCUUCCUAUUGCACAAUGCACUGGCCAGGAAACCCAAACGGAUCCGUACAGCUUUCUCCCCAUCCCAAUUACUGAGACUGGAACAUGCCUUUGAGAAGAACCAUUAUGUAGUAGGAGCGGAGAGAAAGCAGCUGGCACACAGCCUCAGCCUCACGGAAACUCAGGUAAAAGUAUGGUUUCAGAACAGACGGACAAAGUUCAAGCGGCAAAAGUUGGAAGAGGAAGGUUCAGACUCACAACAGAAGAAAAAAGGGACUCAUCACAUUAACCGGUGGAGAAUCGCCACCAAACAAGCCAGCCCAGAGGAAAUCGACGUCACGUCGGACGAUUAAAAAAACUGGCACUUUUGGACUUUUCCAAGCCAGCACCCCACGAACCGAAAGUGUUAAAGGCUCACCCCCCCCCACACGCAGCCGGCCCCGCGGCGUGGCGGUGCGGGGAAGGACGCGGAGAUCUUCAUCACAGCGAUCUUCAUCACAGCCCGGGAGGGAGCUGGGAGCGAGCGAGGGCAGCCAGCGAGGGCUCCGGACUGUGGCACUGCCGGCACCGCUCUGCCCAAGGGGAUCUGUCAAUCCGAGCCAAAACACCGGGACGAGGUGAUUGACAGGUAUUCCGUUUAUCGCAGUCCACUUUUAAAAGCGUAAC